Molecule: messenger RNA, 978 nt
Organism: Equus quagga
Lineage: Eukaryota; Metazoa; Chordata; Mammalia; Perissodactyla; Equidae
Gene: FOXB1
Product: forkhead box B1
Exons: 1
Coding region: 1-978 (325 amino acids)
Biological process (GO): regulation of transcription by RNA polymerase II; cell differentiation; anatomical structure morphogenesis
Molecular function (GO): RNA polymerase II cis-regulatory region sequence-specific DNA binding; DNA-binding transcription factor activity, RNA polymerase II-specific
Source: RefSeq, a predicted model, not a curated record
AUGCCUCGGCCCGGCCGAAACACGUACAGCGACCAGAAGCCGCCCUACUCGUACAUCUCGCUGACCGCUAUGGCCAUUCAGAGCUCGCCCGAGAAGAUGCUGCCGCUGAGCGAGAUCUACAAGUUCAUCAUGGACCGCUUCCCCUACUACCGGGAGAACACGCAGCGCUGGCAGAACAGCCUGCGCCACAACCUCUCCUUCAACGACUGCUUCAUCAAGAUCCCGCGGCGGCCAGACCAGCCGGGCAAGGGCAGCUUCUGGGCGCUGCACCCCAGCUGCGGGGACAUGUUCGAGAACGGCAGCUUCCUGCGGCGCCGCAAGCGCUUCAAGGUGCUGAAGUCGGACCACCUGGCGCCCAGCAAGCCAGCCGACGCUGCGCAGUAUCUGCAGCAGCAGGCCAAGCUGCGCCUCAGCGCGCUCGCGGCCUCUGGCACGCACCUGCCGCAGAUGCCUGCUGCCGCCUACAACCUGGGCGGCGUGGCGCAGCCCUCGGGCUUCAAGCACCCUUUCGCCAUCGAGAAUAUCAUCGCGCGCGAGUACAAGAUGCCUGGAGGGCUGGCCUUCUCCGCCAUGCAGCCGGUGCCCGCCGCCUACCCGCUCCCCAACCAGUUGACUACCAUGGGCAGCUCACUGGGCACUGGCUGGCCGCACGUGUACGGUUCCGCAGGCAUGAUCGAUUCGGCCACCCCCAUCUCCAUGGCUAGUGGCGAUUAUAGCGCCUACGGUGUGCCGCUGAAGCCGCUGUGCCACGCAGCGGGCCAGACCCUGCCUGCCAUCCCAGUGCCCAUUAAGCCCACGCCGGCCGCAGUGCCCGCACUGCCCGCGCUGCCCGCGCCCAUCCCCACCUUGCUCUCGAACUCGCCGCCCUCACUCAGCCCCACGUCCUCGCAAACAGCCACCAGCCAAAGCAGCCCCGCCACUCCCAGCGAAACGCUCACCAGCCCGGCCUCCGCCUUGCACUCGGUGGCGGUGCACUGA